This is a messenger RNA of Coregonus sp. 'balchen', 3354 nucleotides long. The record is from the annotation of a GenBank genome assembly. Lineage: Eukaryota; Metazoa; Chordata; Actinopteri; Salmoniformes; Salmonidae.
GCCAUUGUGGAGGAGGAGAUUCAGAGGACCAUGGCUCAGGAUGACACAGAGAAUCAGUUCUUUGAUCUCAACAAGCCGCAGGUACUGACUUAGCAUUAGCAACCCUCAUCCAGACUUUCUAUGUAGAGCAUGCUAACAGGGGUCCUACCAUUAUAAGUGUUUUGCACUCAAGGAUGUGAAUGCUAAGCUGUGUGUGUGUGUGUGUGUGUGUGUGUGUGUGUGUGUGUGUGUGUUUAUGCUACACAGAGGGAGUGUGGCGAUUGGAUGGAGUCCUGUCAGAUCCUGCUGUCUGACGUGAAGGGCAGUCCCGUGGAGCUGCGCAUCACACUGAACUGCAUCCCCCAUUGCCCAGCAUAUAAUCUCUAGUGAGCCUCUGAUAAUCAUUUUACUGUGGUCCCUCUCUACCUUGCAGUUAGCCACCCAAAAUGGAAAUACCAUCCCACUGGGCACUGAUGUAUAUUCUAAAGUAAAAUCAAUUUUUUUUAACCAUGACAUUGGAAUUAUGUUCAAAUGUUCAAAUCCAAACAGUUUUCCAAGUUCAUUCAACAUGAUCAGGAGGAAAAAAUAUAUACUAUAAUUAUUUUGUUGAAAUGACGUGGAUUCAACCAGCUUGCGCCCAGUGGGGUGUCAUUUUAACAUUUUAAGCAUCACAGGUUUUUGGUUGAUGUGAUAUAAAGUAUAAUGAUGUCAUUAGAUGAACCUACCUGCAGUGUAUCCACUGGAGGCUUUUGAUGAAGAGGAGGAGGAGGAGGAGGAGUAGGAGGAGGAGGAGGAGCAAAAUGAUCAAUUAACAGAGGUCACAUGGUGACCAAUCUACAUGAAAAAAGACUACUAAAAAAGACUUUAAUUUAUGGAACAAAACUGGCCAUAUUCUAUUCCAGUAUCUGAGAGUUGCUCAACAAAUAAUGAUAAUAAUAAUGAUUAUUAAUAUUAAUGAUGAUGAUGAUGAUGAUGAUGAUUAUAGUAAUUAUUAUUAUUAUUAUUCAUGCUAGGCACUUGUAUCUUCCAGCUCUGUGAUGAGAUUUCCCCUAGAUGCAGAUCUAGGAUCAGCUUCUCCUCCUCUAAUCCUAACCUUAACCAUUCAUUGGGAAAUGCUAAACUGAGUCAAAUUCUAGGGGUAACCUCACCCUUCACUAAUGUCCAGAGCCGGAAGUACACUAUAUAUACAAAAGUAUGUGGACACCCCUUCAAAUGAGUGGAUUCGUCUAUUUCAGCCACACCCGUUGCUGACAGGUGUAUAGAAUCGAGCACACAGCCAUGCAAUAUCCAUAGACAUACAUUGGCAGUAGAAUGGCCUUACUGAAGAGCUCAGUGACUUUCAAGGUGGCACCGUCAUAGGAUGCCACCUUUCCAACAAGUCAGUUUGUCAAAUUUCUGCUAGAGCUGCCCCAGUCAACUGUAAGUGCAGUUAUUGUGAAGUGGAAACGUCAGGGAGCAACAAUGGCUCAGCCGCAAAGUGGUAGGCCACACAAGCUCACAGAACGGGACUGCGAGUGCUGAAGCGUGUAGCGUGUAAAAAUCAUCUGUCCUCGGUUGCAACACUCAAUACUGAGUUCCAAACUGCCUUUGGAAGCAAUGUCAGCACAAUAACUGUUUGUCGGGAGCUUGAUGAAAUGGGUUUACAUGGCCGAGCAGCCGCAAACAAGCCUAAGAUCACCAUGUGCAAUGCCAAGCGUCGGCUGGAGUGGUGUAAAGCUCGCCGCCAUUGGACUCUGGAGCAGUGGAAAUGCGUGAUGAAUCACGCUUCACCAUCUGGCAGUCUGAGUUUGGCAGAUGCCAGUAGAACGCUAUCUGCCCCAAUGCAUAGUGCCAACUGUAAAGUUUGGUGGAGGAGGAAUAAUGGUCUGGGGCUGUUUUUCAUGGUUCGGGCUAGGCCCCUUAGUUCCAGUGAAGGGAAAUCUUAACGUUACAGCCUACAAUGACAUUCUAGACAAUUCUGUGCUUCCAACUUUGUGGCAACAGUUUGGGGAAGGCCUUUUCCUGUUUCAGCAUGACAAUACCCCCGUGCACAAAGCGAGGUCCAUACAGAAAUGGUUUGUCGAGAUUGAUGUGGAAGAACUUGACUGGCCUGCACAGAGCCCUGACCUCAACCCCAUCGAACACCUUUGGGAUGAAUUGGAACGCCGACUGCGAGCCAGGCCUAAUCGCCCAACAUCAGUGCCCGAACUCACUAAUGCUCUUGUGGCUGAAUGGAAGCAAGUCCCCGCAGCAGUGUUCCAACAUCUAGUGGAAAGCCUUUCCUGAAGAGUGGAGGCUGUUAUAGCAGCAAAGGGGGAACUAACUCCAUAUUAAUGCCCAUGAUUUUGGAAUGAGAUGUUCAACGAGCAGGUGUCCACAUACUUUUGGUCAUGUAGUGUAAGUUGUGCCUCAUCGACUGCAGUUUUGGAAUUAUUCUGCAAUACCUGUUUUUAACCAGCAGGUGGAGGCAGAGGACCCAGAAGAGGCCAUGGAGUGCUCACUAGCCGGCUCUAUUAUGAAGCUGAUAGGCCAUGAUGGUAACAUCAUUGAGAAACCCUGGGGGAGGAUACUAUUCAGCUGGAUGGGGUCCUGUGUUCCUUGUUUCAUUGUGAAAACAUUGAGCCUUUGAUGCCCUGGCUACAGUGGAGAUUCUGCAGCACUAGUUACUGUAAGUUAUUGGUCUUUAAUGAGGGGUCACACUCUCUCAGCACUGUGUAUCUCCCAUCUAAGGAUUAUUACUGGAGUAUUACAUUGAAAACACAAACACAUUUGGUUGUCUCUUGUAAAGUGCUUCACUUAGUAAAGUGCUUCACUUAGCAACUGUAAUGUACACAACUGUAUACUUCAUUGAAGUGUGUGUGUGUCAGUAGGGUUGAGGCCCGGGCCCAGAAUGUAGAGGAGUGGGACCUAAAGGCAGAGGAGGCCCUCCAGGCAGCGCUGGAGAAGAUCCCGGAUCUGGAGAGACAGGGCAGGCCCAGCCUGGAGGCCAAAGGUAGGUCAAUACCGAGACACCUCUGUGAUACAUAUGUAGGAUCUUAAUUUGAGCCAGUUCGCUACAGCAGGCAAAUAAUCCUGCAGCAACAGGAAAUGUGAAUUAUUAUGUGGAUUAUAAUUACUUUAGUUUGUAGGGGUUGAUACAUUUGACACAUGGGAAAUGUCUUGAAUUUCAAAGUGGAAAUUACAAACUUCAGAAGCCUUUUUAAGCCUCAAAUCCUACAUCUGUAGGUCAACACUGUUGGAUAUGGGAUUUGGACACUCAUCUAUACAAUUUGCAUUGCAGUGAGCAAGAGGUCUGUGGCAUCGGCUCUCAAGUCAAAGGUGUCCACCCAUGAAACCAAAACAGUGAGUCAGAAGCCUGAGCCUAGCCCCAAACACCACAAGCCCAAGAAACGCUGA